Messenger RNA from Chinchilla lanigera (long-tailed chinchilla), 1138 nucleotides. RefSeq names its product ribosomal protein L13a (gene Rpl13a). Gene Ontology annotation, biological process: translation; negative regulation of translation. Gene Ontology annotation, molecular function: structural constituent of ribosome; mRNA binding. The record is from RefSeq and is a predicted model, not a curated record. The coding region runs from base 88 to 699 and encodes 203 amino acids. Lineage: Eukaryota; Metazoa; Chordata; Mammalia; Rodentia; Chinchillidae. Gene Ontology annotation, cellular component: ribosome; cytosolic large ribosomal subunit. The transcript is spliced from 8 exons.
GUAGGUUGCGUCACUUCCUCCACCCCUGAAGCAAAGGAUAAGAAACCCUGCGCCAACCUUUCCUCCUUUCCCAGGCGGCUGCCGAAGAUGGCGGAGGGGCAGGUCCUGGUGCUGGAUGGCCGAGGCCAUCUCCUGGGCCGCCUGGCGGCCAUCGUGGCCAAGCAGGUACUGCUGGGCCGCAAGGUGGUAGUUGUGCGCUGUGAGGGCAUCAACAUUUCUGGCAACUUCUACAGAAACAAGUUGAAGUACUUGGCCUUCCUCCGCAAGCGGAUGAACACCAACCCGUCUCGCGGCCCCUACCACUUCCGGGCCCCCAGCCGCAUCUUCUGGCGGACUGUGCGAGGGAUGCUGCCCCACAAGACCAAGCGAGGCCAGGCAGCCCUGGACCGCCUCAAGGUGUUCGAUGGGGUCCCGCCGCCCUAUGACAAGAAAAAGCGGAUGGUGGUUCCCGCUGCCCUCAAGGUUGUGCGCCUGAAGCCCACAAGGAAGUUCGCCUACCUGGGCCGCCUGGCUCAUGAGGUCGGCUGGAAGUACCAGGCGGUGACAGCCACGCUGGAGGAGAAGAGGAAGGAGAAGGCCAAGAUUCACUACAGGAAGAAGAAGCAGAUCAUGAGGCUGCGGAAACAGGCGGAAAAGAACGUGGAGAAGAAAAUCAGCAAGUUCACAGAGGUCCUCAAGACCCACGGACUCCUGGUCUGAGCCCAAUAAAGACUGUUUCUGCCUCACUGCUUAGCCUGGCCUGCCCUUCCUCCAGCGCCGCCCUGGGAUGUGGGGGCCCCGGGCCGCUCUCCAGGUGUCUCAGGCGUCCUGGGGCCCAGAGCAGGGGAUAAACAAGGCAGCUUAGUCUGUCUCUCCUUGAGGUCUUCCAUGAGGGUACUGAGCAGUGUUAAGUCUUGUAUGAUGGAAUUUCUAGCCUCCUUCCAGGAGAGCCUUAGAGAAGCCAUAGGACUGCUGGCUAUUUUGCUUGCAGUGUUGAAAGACACUGCUGGGGCGCCCUGGCCCUCCCCUCUGCCCCUGUGGUGCAGUGCCAUACUCUGCAGCUGUGGGAUGGCAGGGGGCGCACAGCUAAGAUAUUGUAGCCCGGCCCUCGCCCUUCCCUCUUUGUCACCAGAAACAAAAUAAAUUAUUUUUAAACAAA